Molecule: messenger RNA, 4073 nt
Organism: Astrephomene gubernaculifera
Lineage: Eukaryota; Viridiplantae; Chlorophyta; Chlorophyceae; Chlamydomonadales; Astrephomenaceae
Source: the annotation of a GenBank genome assembly
GCCAUUAAUUCACACUAAAGGAUUGCUUCACAUCGUACUGCCCAACGGACUUGCAUACACAGCUCAAACUAUACAUUAUGACUCGGCUAUCAGGCGCAACCCGGAGGGUCUUUCAAAACACAAUAUGAUAGUCAAGAAGAGCAGUAGGACAUUUACAAGACUUGCGGCAAUAUUGCAGCAGAGGCGAAAAGCAGCUGGGGCGACCCUCCCACCCAGGGCGCAGCUCGCUUUGCAUCAAGACAGCUCAGCACCUAUACCAAGUAUUCAAACCGCAUUCCGCAAAUCUUUGGACACAAGCCAGGAGGCCGUAAAGACCCGCGGGCCUGAUGGACAGUCGCCUUUCAAGCGCACGCUCCUGCGCUGAUUUCCUGAAAUGGAUGGCCGAUGAAGCUGAAAAAGCAAGGAACGGCCAUGCCAUGAAGCUACUUGGCGUGCCGCUUGCCAAGGCAACGCAGGCUGCCAGCGCCGAUCCGCAGCAACCCUCGCCCUUGCACCCGCAUCCACACCCCUUGGCUGCCGACGCUGACACCACUGGCGGCCGGAAACCCCAGCAGCCUGACGUCCUAACAGACGCCACUGCGGCUCCUCCUCCUCCUCAUUCCCCGGGAGGCAACACAGCUGCAGCGGAUCCCGCGACUGCCGCAGCAUCGCCGAUCCCGAGCCCCCACACCGAAUGGGUGCUCUCCCCAGAGCCCGACACGCCGCCGCGUGUGGUUGCGGCUGCAGGUGCUUCCGUCUCCCCGACGGCAGCCAGGGCGGGGGCAGCGGCGGCGGCGGCUAAGACCUACCCGGGGGAGUUGUGCACGGCGGCGGGGGUACCGGAGGAGGGCAGCGCGGGCGCGGGCGGUCAACCUGAUGCCGGAGGCUUGCAGGUGACGGAGUCGUGCGGCGGAGGCAGAGGGGGAGGCGGUGGCGGCGGUACGGCCUGUAGCGGCGGAGGCGUCGGAGCAGGAGGAGGAGAAGCCAACGCAGCUGCCGAAACCGGAGGCGACGGAGGCGGAGGCGGGGGAGCCGCGGGGCCGCCGCCUGGCGGCGCUGACGGCGACAAGCCGGGUGGCGGCGCUGACGGAGGCAGUGGCGGCGACGCCAGCGCCGCCGCCGCGCCGUCGGGGAAGCAGCCAACCACUGUUUUCACCGUCCGGUCGCGUACAGGCGAGCUGUACCUUACAUGUCAAAUAGCAGAGGUGCUGUUUCCGGCGGCGUUCGAGGAGAUCACCUCCGCCGCCGGGCACCGGAGCCCUUCCGCCUCCGCCGCAGCCACCGCUGGCCCUACUGCCGACGCAGACGCCGCCCCCGCCUCCUCAGCUAUUGCAGCGGGUCAAGGCCACCAGCCCUCCGUACCGGACCUCAGCAGCGGCGGCGGCGAUGAUGGCGCCGGCGGCAAGUGCUCGCCCCACUCCCAGGCGCCUCACGCGGAGGUGAGGCUCUUCUAUGAGGUGGCGGAGGCGGCGCACGGGGGCACCGGCGGCGGUGAUGCGUCGGCGGUGCAGGCAGCGGCGGCGGAGGGUGCGAAAGCCGCGGCCCCAGCGGCUUACGACAGCAGCCGCGUCGCUCGCUUGCGUGAUUGUACGGCACGCCUUGUGUCGUACAACCGCUCCACCUGGCGGCUGCACGACAUAGCUGGAAUGCUGGCGGAAUUGGGCGUGAGCGGUGAGCACGGUCGUGUGGCGCUGUGGCGCGAUGAAGGGGCCAGGGUGCGGGUUGUGAAGGCGACGGUGGCGGACGAGGAGCCGGUCGCUGAUGCUGCUUCCGCCGGUCAGGACUUGAAGCCGCUGGCUUCGCAGCAGCAACAGCAGCAGCGGAUGGAGCAGCAGCAGCAACAACAGCGGAAGGAGCAGCAGCAGAGGCCGCAGGCGAAGGUGGCUGCUCUGCUUCUGGCGUCCUUUCCUCGACGGCGCCUGAUGGUGAAGGGCGGGGGCUCCUCCGAAGCCGCCGCCAACGCUGCGGCCCGUGCGAUCGCCGGCAGCAACGCCGCCUCGGUUGGGGAGGAGCUGCCUGCCUGCCGCCGCGCUGAUGGUGGUGGUGCACCUGGUAACGGUGGCAGCGGCGGUGGUGGCGGCAGUAGGGAGGGGAGGAGAAGCUCCGAAGCUGCUGCUGACAUCACUGCCGCCGACGCUGCCGUCGAGGCCGGCGGCGCCGGCACCAGCAAUGCUGUCAUCGCGGUCGGCGGCGACGCGAACCCCAGCAAGGAGUCCGCCGGCGGCGACAUACAGCACGCUCCCGACGCCGCGGCCGGCAGUGGCGACGCCAACACCGCGGACGGCAGCGCCGACGGCGACAGCCGGAGCCCUUCACGUCGGGGUCGUCGAUGCAAGCUCGAGUACAUCCCACACCAAGCCGCACAGCAGUCCCUGUUCGUGACCAACCGCAUGCUGACCUCCAGCCAACACGUGGUUCUACGUAAGGACCUCGCCUACAGCUUGUUCGGCAACCUCAUUGCGGCUGUGGGGGCUGGCCAGGACGUGGAGCUGGAAAUGUUGGACGAGCAGGAGGGCUGCCGACCCGUGGGUCUCAUCUUCCGGGGCUACCAUAACAACGCGGCCACCGACUGCGCCGUUUGGACGCUUAAGUGGCUGCAUGCCUGGGUGAGGCUGAGGAAGGCACGUGAGGGGGAUGAGGUUCGGAUACGGCGAAGCGCGGCAGUGGAGGCGGUCGGCGCUGGCGGCGGUGGAGGUGGCGUCGGCAGCGCUGACGCUAGGGAGGAAGAGAGGGGUGACGGAGGCACUGGUAGCGGAGGUGGCGGUGACGGCAGCGGCAGCGUUGCUGCCGUCAGCAAGCAGCAUCGGUACUAUAUAUCGCUGCAUUCUGCUUUGUCUGGCGGCUGCUUAGGCUUGGAGGGAGACCGGAGGUGUCGCAGAGCUACGGCGGUGCGUGCGGCUCGUGCGGUGGCGGCGGAGGCGCGUGCGGUCGAGGAUGAUGACGGGGACGAGGAGGAGGAAGGCGAGGAAGAGGAAGCGGAAGAGGAUGAGAAAGAAGAGGAUGAGGAAGGAGCAGAGGAGGACGACGAGGAGGAGGAGGAGGAAAAGCAGCAGCGGCAGCAGCAGCGGCGGCGGCCUCCUCAAAGGCUGCAUGCUGCUAGCGUAAGCGGAGGUGGCGGCAGCCGUACGGAGGCGUGCUGGGAGGUAACGGAGGGCAUGUUGAACGGCAAGUUCUUCUCAUUCAUGCUGAAGGCGGAUCUCCUGAGCGGCAUCUUUGCUGACGUCAUCGCCGGAAAGCCCACCAACGUAGACGUCCCCCUGCGCGCGUUUGAAGGUCAGGAAGAUGAAGAGGAGGAGGAAGAGGAGGGCGAGGAGGGGGCGGGAGGCCAGCAACAGCAGCAGCAGAAGAAGGGCGGGAGGCAAGGAGGGGGGAGCGGAAGCAGCAGCCACAAGCGACCCGUGGGUCUGACGCUUCGAGGCUCCGCCCGGGGGCACUCCACGGAGCCUAACUGGUGCAUGAAGGAUCUUGUGAAUUGGCUGCGAGAUAAGGAUGCACGGGUGGGGGAUGUGGUGCGCUUUCGCAGAAGCGACGGUGGGGCCACCGACGCCGGUGGUGAGGCCGGCGGCGACGCCGGGCCGACGUUUUGGAUAUCCCUUAAGCGACGAAAAGCUGGAACGGUGAGUGGCGGCGAUGGCAGUGGCGCAGCAGCGGCGGUGGUGGCUGGGCUUAGCAGUGCCACGGCAGGGGCAGGAACGGGCGGCGCGCGUCGGACGAGGCGGAAGAAGGAAGACGGCGGCGAGGAGGAUGCUUCCCUUCCUCCUCCAGCUGCUUCUGCUGCGCCUUCCGCCAAUACCGCCGCACCGGAGGCUGCAGCAGCUUCCCUCUUUCCGCACCUCCCCGCCGCCUCAAUCACCCACCUUCAUGGCUACACACCGCAGUCGCCCUCGCAGCACCCGCCGCCGCCCCAGCCGGGCGAGCUGCGAGUGUGCGGCCUCACCUUCCACCCGGACAUUGCUGGCCGGGUUCACGCCCGCAUGCAGCAGUGGUGCUCGGAGGUACUGAAGAAGGAACGUAAGGCCUCCCUGGAGGAGUUGUUGCCGCACAAAUACCAGAUCUGGAUCCCGGGUAUUAGUAAUGACCCGGCGACUGCGACC